Molecule: messenger RNA, 1312 nt
Organism: Cylicocyclus nassatus
Lineage: Eukaryota; Metazoa; Nematoda; Chromadorea; Rhabditida; Strongylidae
Source: the annotation of a GenBank genome assembly
UUCUAGGUGCUUUUCCACAAUGGUCUCGUUCGUUUUGGUGGAAGCCGAAACUCAAGAAGUUCUCAUGAAUCUCAUACAGCACUUGGCUGCUAACUCCCUAAAAUUCACAGUGGCAUCAGAUUUGCGACGUUUAUUCGCUCGAACUUAUUUGGAUGUCGAAGGAACUGGAGCUUCAGAUGUCUCCUCGUCGAGUGAGAAUGUGCCAUCAUCAAGGCCUGAUGCAGCCGCAGUGAACGCUGCUGUCAACACUUCACAGCAGUUCCAUAAUGCCAUGUCGAAUCUUUUUGGAUUGGUCCCCAAGCCAGAACCAUCAGAAUCCACUUUUGCUCAGUGGGCGAAUGUUUCGGGAAACGCAGCACCAGUUGAGUCUAUGCACACUGAUUUGCUAUGCGCCGCUAGUCCAUAUUUGGAUAAUUAUCAAACAAACAACGCUUCCGCUUUGGAGUCACGUGCUCAUCAGAUGUUUGCCUCUGAAGGAACCUCCAGAGCUAUGAAACGACCAUGGAAUCAUCAGACUACGCCGGCGCAAGGUCCAAUGAUUCUCCCAAAGCAAGAGGAAGGUGUCGAGAAAAAGGAGAAAUUACGUGAAGUCCCUUGCCAGAUCUGUGGAAAACAUAUAACCAUGCGACGCUGUAAUCUUCGACAUCAUGCUGCUGUUGUGCAUUCAGGCAUUGAGAGAUAUGCAUGCCCCUGUGGCUAUGCUACUGUGCAUCGAAACACAAUUAUUCGGCAUAUGUUGAAGCAUGCAGCCAUUGAUGGAGAGAAACAUUAUGAAUUUACCGACUUACUAACCCCAGCCGAAGCGGAACGAAUUGAAAAACUGACUGAAGAAUGUUUCCGAGAAUACAAAACAAUUCCACGUCAUAAUGAAGAACAAAACGAUGAACUGACUAGAACUCUGGAAUGUCUAGCCAAUGGCGCCACUAAUGUUGUGCAACCGGAGCAAGUUCGAACUGAAGAGCUGGAAAAUUCACCGCAAUGAGUGAAUCAUUAUUUGAUUUUUUGAGGUUAUUCUGCUGUGAUUCUGCUGUUAUCGCGCUAUUCUCCCAAAUUGUAGUCAUAUAUGUGUGCUAUCUGUGUACAGUAAACAUGAAACCUAGUCUGCUCGUUAACUAGUUUAAGCUAAAUCUUUGAAAUCGAGGAAAUGAGCAUCAAACUUACCGUUCACUAAAGGUCGAAACUGCAAACAUAUUCGUGCCAAUGGCGGAGAAAACCUCAAAAAACUGUGUGUAUGUGUUUGUAUGUAUCAAAACAAAAACAACACAUUUGAGUAUAGAUAACUUUCAGCUUGCCUCAUCUUAUCCUACACCCG